Molecule: messenger RNA, 3644 nt
Organism: Notothenia coriiceps (black rockcod)
Lineage: Eukaryota; Metazoa; Chordata; Actinopteri; Perciformes; Nototheniidae
Gene: nexn
Product: nexilin (F actin binding protein)
Exons: 14
Coding region: 179-2824 (881 amino acids)
Biological process (GO): mitochondrial fusion
Source: RefSeq, a predicted model, not a curated record
GCAGCCAGUGGAGUGUGUGCACGCGGUGGUCGCAUCUCGGAUUGUCCUGCGUUUUUACUUCGUGUGGUUUAUAUCGACACAAAGGAUUUCAAGGAAAAUUCAAACACAGGAGGACGACAGCAAUCUAAAGAGGUAACAUUUGAACAGUCUGUUUGUCAACUUGUCCUUGUGGUAAAACAUGACUGAGGUGGCGCAGUUCGCGGCUGUGGAAGGCCACGACAUGGAUGAUGUCAUAAAUGAAAGUGAACUCAACACGAGCGAUGCAGAAAACAAGGAAGCUGAUACAACACAUGAGGAAGAUGACUUGGUGGUUGAUGAAGAAGCGGUGGGUGAUGAGGACGUGGUAGUUGAUGAAGAAGCGGUGGGUGAUGAGGACGCGGUGGGUGAUAAAGAUGGUGCAUCCGAGGAGAAAAAUGAGGAGACAUCGCUCACAGAAGAAAAAGAGCAUGACAACAUGAAUGAUGAAGAAAUAAAUGAGACAGAUAAGACACAUAUAAACGGUGUGGAUCACAACGAAAACCACACAGCUGAGGAGAAGGAUGAAAGUUCAGAAGCUGUCAAUGGAGUAAAACAGGACACAGAGACGAAGGAGGGUGAAGAGUCUGACACAAAUGAAGGCCAGGUUACUUCUGAACUGGCACUUAAAAAACAGAGACUCCUCCGAUCCAGAAAGCCUGUGGCAAGAACCUAUGUGCCGAACCCUAACAAAGAAAAGGGGGAAGUCACGGGCAAAUUUGAGGCCAUGCAGAAGGCCAGGGAGGAGCGCAGCAGGAAGAGGAACAAGGACGAGCAGCAGAAGAGGAAGGAUCAAUACGUCAAGGAGAGAGCGUGGAGCGUCAGGAAGCAGCAGAUAAAAGAACUGCUCGCUUCCAGUGAUGAGGAAGAGGAGGUGAAGCCAGUAAAGGUAGAAAAAUCCUACGUCCCCAAAAUCACAGGUAGUGUGAAGGGGAAGUUUGCAGUCAUGGAAAAACAAAGACAAGAGGAAGAAAAGAAGAGGAUGGAAGGAGAGAGGAAUAAGAGGGAAGCCCAGGACAACAAAGAAAAAGCCAAAAUAAAGAAAGAACUGGCUAAGAAAGCAGCUGCGGAAGGAGAUGACUCAAUCCUGGUACGAGUGGUUCCAGGGAAGGUAUCUCGACCUCCGGGCAGAAUCAAGACGAACUUUGAAGACAUGGAGAAGAAUCGAGAGGAGGAAAUAACAAAGAAGGCAGAGGAAGAGAAGAAAAAACGUUACGAUGAAAACAAACGCUCCUUCAGGGAUGCCAAGCGGUGCUCGGUUGUUGAGCAGGAUGAAGAAGAGAAGCCUUCAGAGAGGGCGCAGGUUGUUCCUGGAAAGCUGAAGAUGACAUUUGAGGAGCUGGAGAAGGACAGGCAGGAGCACAGGAAGAAGACGGCCGGGGAGGAAGCCAAGCGCCGCCUGAUAGAUGAGAAGAAAGGUUUCGAAGAGGCCAGGCUGGGAAUGGGAGAAGAUGGAGAGGACACUCAGGCAGCGCAGGACGACAAGGAGGAGCACCGGCCUGGAAAACUGAGGUUGAGCUUUGAAGAAGUGGAAAGGCAGAGAGUAGAGGAAGAACGCAAGAAAGCAGAGGAGGAGUACAAGAGACGAAUGGAGGAGGAGAGAAGAGCUUUCGCUGAAGCCAGGAAGAGCAUGCUCGUAGAUGAAGAUGAUGAGGUGCUGAUGGCCUUAGUGAACAUGGAGGGCAGUAAGCCCGGGAAGAUUUGCGCCAGUUUUGAGGAUCUGAAACGCCAGAGAAGAGAAGGAGAUCAGAAGAAAGCCGAGGAGGAUGCCAAGAAGAGACUGGAAGACGAAAAGAGGCUCUUCGCUGAGGCCCGUAAGAGUAUGGUAGUGGAUGAGGAAGAAGGGAUGGUGAAGAGUGAAUCUCAGGAAGCACUGCACCCUGGAAAACUGGAGAUGAACUUUGAAGAGCUACUGAAGGGGAAGGAGGAAGCUGAGAGGAGGCGCAAGGCAGAUGAACGCAAAAGGAAAAUGGAGCAGGAGAAGCAGGAAUUCGAACUACUCAGACAAGAGAUGGGCAAGGACGAAGUGAACGAGAGCUCAGAUGUUGUAAGCAAAGAGUAUCAAGAACUAACCAAGCUCAAGAGGACUGGCUCCAUCCAGGCCAAGAACCUCAAGUCCAAAUUUGAGAAGAUCAAACAGCUGACUGAAGAGGACAUUCAGAAAAAGAUUGACAUGGAGAGAGCACGGAGGAAGGCUGUUGAUGAAGAAAUAAAAGAGAGAGAAACUGAGAGGUUCCAGGAGGAGGAUGAAGGAGGAGAAACAUCUGCAGUGAAGGUCGAUGAAUCACCAUUCAAACAGAAAGUGGAUAUGAAGGCUAGAUUUCAACAAAUGGCCAAAGCCAGAGAGGAUGAGGAGAAGAGGAGGAUAGAGGAGCAGAAGCUGCAGAGGAUGCAGUUUGAGCAGCAAGAGAUCGAUGCUGCACUCCAAAAAAAGAAGGAGGAUGAUGUGGAGGAGGAGGGCAGCAUCAUUAAUGGCUCUGCGGCUUAUGAAGAUGAAGAGGAUCACGCCAGAUCGGGGGCUCCAUGGUUUAAAAAGCCCCUUAAAAACCAAUCAGUGGUGGACUCGGAGCCGGUUCGGUUCAGCGUCAAGAUCACCGGGGAGCCCAAGCCGGAGGUGACCUGGUGGUUUGAGGGAGAGAUGCUCCAGGACUGUGAGGACUAUCAGUAUAUAGAGAGAGGAGAGACGUCCUGCCUGUACCUGCCCGAGACCUUCCCUGAGGACGAGGGAGAGUACAUGUGCAAGGCUGUGAACAGCAGAGGCACAGCAGCAAGUACCUGCAUCCUCACAAUAGAAACUUAUGACUACUGAUGCCCUUCCAUGUUCUGGAAACUUUCCCUGUUGUCUCUCACUCCUUUUGUAAAACUUUCUCCCUCAUAGUAAGGUCAAACAGCAGAGGGAAGGAAAUAGCAGUAUGCUUGGCAUUCCUAAGGGAGGGAUACACAACACAAAAAAAGCGACAUGUUGUUUACGUUUGUAAAGCUGCACUCCCUGUAGAGUAGGAUGAUACUUGUGCCAAAAACCGACACGAUUCUUGUUCCCAUGUCAAGGGGAGGCCCUUACAAUAUUUAUAAGAUCCAGGAAUUAAAGUAUCAUAGUAUUGUAAAUAUCACACUUUAUAGAACAUCCAUGCAAACAUUGUGUUGAGGCAUUGAAAUGUAAAAAGUAAGACGUUCUUGUGUACGAAUUUUAAAGGACAAGGUAUGGGAAUAUCAGUAAAAGUAAUUUGGCUUGGGUGUUCUACUACAACUUCAUCAAAACUAAUAUGUCAUGUCAUAUUAGUGGACACAUGGAAAACCCCAGUGAAGGGUCUACCGACAAUGAUAUUGCUGAUCAAACCAAUGAGAACUUGUGUUCUUCCUGAUAUGUGUUUAAACUAUUUAGGUCCAGUUUGAAUGUUUUUAAAUUGCAGCAUCUUAAAAAAAAAGAAAUCUUGAUUUUUCAUGCAACAACCCCUUUUUUUUUUUGAGUCUGAAUCGAGUUGAAUCUUGAAACAGUUGUCAUAAAUCAGUUGUGCUUGACAGUAGGUAACCGUUUUAUGGUUUGAUAAUGAAAAAUGAAUAUGCUAGCCUGAAUAUUUGUCAUUUAAUAUGAAUUAAAAUGUUUUAAUAAAAUGAACAGAAAUAUCAGA